Batrachochytrium dendrobatidis JAM81 is the source of this 859-nucleotide messenger RNA. RefSeq names its product proteasome core particle subunit beta 2. Gene Ontology annotation, molecular function: threonine-type endopeptidase activity. The record is from RefSeq and is a predicted model, not a curated record. The transcript has 5 exons. NCBI's taxonomy places the organism in Eukaryota, Fungi, Chytridiomycota, Chytridiomycetes, Rhizophydiales. The coding region runs from base 10 to 756 and encodes 248 amino acids. Gene Ontology annotation, cellular component: proteasome core complex.
AGAAAUGCGAUGCUCCAGUCCAAGGGUGUCAAGAUGCCCAAAGCAACCAGCACUGGCACCACUAUCGUCGGUGUUGUAUACAAAGAUGGGAUCGUUUUAGGUGCCGAUACUCGUGCUACUGCUGGUCCAAUUGUUGCCGACAAAAACUGUGAAAAGAUUCAUUAUCUGGCUCCCAAUAUGUACUGUUGUGGUGCUGGAACUGCUGCAGACACUGAAUUCACUACUGCGUUGAUUUCCUCUAAACUUGAGUUGCACAGUCUACAGACUGGUCGUGAGCCUCGCGUUGUCACUGCCAUGACCAUGUUGAAGCAAAUGCUCUUCAAAUAUCAAGGCCAUAUUGGAGCUGCUUUGGUUCUUGGUGGAUAUGAUGUCAAUGGACCACAAUUAUACACAAUUGCACCCCAUGGAAGUACCGACAAAUUGCCUUUUGUUACUAUGGGUAGUGGUUCGCUUGCUGCUAUGGCUGUGUUUGAAGCUGGCUGGCGUGCAAACAUGAAUCGAGAAGAAGCCGUUCAAAUCGUGUGUGACGCUAUUGAAGCUGGUAUUUUCAACGAUCUUGGAUCUGGUAGCAACGUGGAUGUCACUGUCAUUACCAAAGGCAGUGUCGAUUACAUGAGAAACUACCGCAGACCCAAUGAUCGUGGAGUUAAAGAACAGAGCUACAAGGUUCGCCCUGGAACGACUGCUACUCUUACUAGUUCAGUGCGCCAUUUUGUUGAUGUGAUUGAGGGCGAUGCCAUGGAUAUCACCGCUUGAUUUUGCAAAUACUGGGAUACUUGGCUACAUCUAUCUUGUGUAGUGCUUUGAUUUUUUUAAAAUACUCAAGAAAUGGAUAUCAAUCCAACUUUAUUACUUUUUU